This is a messenger RNA of Bicyclus anynana (squinting bush brown), 7074 nucleotides long. RefSeq names its product ubiquitin carboxyl-terminal hydrolase nonstop (gene not). The transcript is spliced from 9 exons. Lineage: Eukaryota; Metazoa; Arthropoda; Insecta; Lepidoptera; Nymphalidae. Bases 129 to 1589 code for a protein of 486 amino acids. Gene Ontology annotation, biological process: protein deubiquitination. The record is from RefSeq and is a predicted model, not a curated record. Gene Ontology annotation, molecular function: cysteine-type deubiquitinase activity; zinc ion binding.
UCGGCGAUCACAGCGUAUAGUCGCGUCGUAGUGGUAGCAGCUGAGUCGCAACGUUUUGAGUGAGGGACGAGAUCGGGAUUUAUAAGGCGAAGUUUGCGUGGCCGGCGUCUGAACUCACAAUUGAAAUAAUGAACGACGCUGGAUGCCUACAUUUGAGUAAUUUUAAGGCUGCGAAAGGAUCGAGUCCUUACAAAAUAGUCCACGGAUUUUUCGUAGCAUCAACAUCGUACGAAGCAAGGAGAUACAAGGCGACAUCAUGCCUAUGCUUUUCCUGUGGGCAGCCCGGCCCGAGGCUGCACUCCUGCCUGCAUUGCAUAUAUUUUGCAUGCUACGGUGGCCACAUUCAAGAGCACUCCAAGAAUAAGAAACAUUUCCUAUAUGUUGACCUGAGUUAUGGUAAUGUGUUUUGUGCACAAUGCCAAGAUUACAUCUACGACAGAGAACUGACAGAAAUAUCCCAAUCUAAUCGGCUCCUUGAGGCUAAGUCAUUAGGAAUCAGCUUACCAUUUACACCAUGGUUGCCCAACAGCAAUGAAGUGUUAGCACUGAAAAGGCUGAGGAAACGACGGCUCAUCAGCCCACACACCACCAUUGGACUACGGGGGCUACAGAACCUUGGCUCAACUUGCUUCAUGAACUGCAUUGUUCAGGCAUUAAUUCACACGCCCCUGUUAAGGGACUAUUUCCUCGGCGAGAGGCACAAAUGCAAAACGCAAGGAUCGGGGAAAUGCCUCGUGUGCGAAGUUUCCAAGCUGUUCCAGGAGUUCUAUUCAGGUGCUAAAACACCUCUGACCCUGCACCGGCUGCUGCAUCUGAUCUGGACGCACGCGCGACACCUGGCCGGGUACGAGCAACAGGACGCGCACGAGUUCUUCAUCGCCACCUUGGAUGUACUGCAUCGGCAUUGCAUGAACGGCGUAGACGAAACAGAAAAGAACGAAAAAGAAAGAUGCAACUGCAUAAUAGACCAAAUCUUCACCGGAGGUCUACAGAGCGACGUCGUAUGCACCUCCUGUUCAGGAGUCUCCACCACCAUUGACCCGUUUUGGGACAUAAGCCUCGACGUCGCCGGCCCGGGAUCAUUACAGGCCUGUUUGGAAAGAUUCACGAGAGCGGAACAUUUGGGGUCUGCUGCCAAGAUCAAGUGCUCAAACUGCAGAGCUUAUAGAGAAUCCACGAAGCAAUUAACUCUCGAAACAUUGCCAAUAGUCGCCAGUUUCCAUCUCAAACGUUUCGAACAUUCCUCCCAAAUUGACAGGAAGAUAUCUGCUUUCGUAUCUUUCCCCGCCGAAUUGGAUAUGACCCCUUUCAUGUCCACUCACCGUAGAGCCGUGGAUGCGGCGGACAAUAACAACGAUCCAGAAGGACUGUUCGAAGACAAUCGGUAUUCGUUGUUCGCGGUUGUGAACCACUUGGGGUCUCUCGACGCUGGUCACUACACGGCGUACGUGCGGCAGAUGAAGGGCAGCUGGUUCAAGUGUGACGACCACAUGAUCACGAGGGCCUCGCUGAGGGACGUUCUGGACAGCGAAGGGUAUCUCCUCUUCUACCACAAAACAGUCUUGGAAUAUGAAUGUGACGUCUCCUAAACUGACGUCAGAGAAAAUUAUACGUUUAUUUGGUCUUCAUUUAACCUUAUCGUGAGUUUAUCACGUGGAAAGCCAUUAAAUCUGUCGCUUCUUAGAUUAUUUACACGAAUGUUUUAGUGCAAGAUUGCGUAUCUGUGAAGCUAUAGGCAAGCCGUAAUGAGUCCUCUCUCACGUGGUAUAAAUCUCCAAUUUUAAAGUCCGCUCUGAACACGAGGCAUAUGUGUAUAAAUACCAGCAGGGCUUUUCCGAGUAUACGUGCACAGUUGCGUGUUGCAACUUCAGAGCGGACUAGAAGUUUGACGCGGAGUAUACAAGGAUGCAUGUCUUAUUGGUUGAAUGGUUUUUAUUAUGGCUUUGGAUAACGAUUUCCUGAAUCGUGCUGUGAAAUAUUGAAAAUUAAAAUUGUUUGAUUCUUUUCUUUCUUACAAGAAAUUCUCAGGAUUAAAAUCUCAGUUCAGAGUUGUGGAAUUGGUUGUGCUAAAUGACUCUGAGAUACUCGUAAUAUUAAGUCUCCGCCAACAAACAUUGUAGCUGCGUGGUGGAUUUAAGUUCCAUAAAUCCUGCUUUAUGGGAGGUCUAGUCCUACAGUAUCUGAAGACACAGUGUUCUUUCCCCGCACGCACGAUUUCACACCCGCGCAGUCUUUCCCUCCGUUGCCCGCAUAUUAUGUCAUUAACUAACUUGCCAAGCUAUAGCUGCUAUUACUUCUAAUUGGCACACAUUUUAAUUGACAUGAUUUUAUUAUUACCUAUAAUAAUUUUUGUAAACUAAACAAAACGAGCGGCCCGCUGAAAUAGGCACACCACUGUGUGAACACACACACAUUGAAAUAAAUUUAUGUUGCACCUCAACACAUUAACACACUUUGUCUGUGUGUGUAUACGUAUAUACGUGAAGUCGUAAUGAAAAUUACAUCUCGCGUUAUUAAUACACUGGCACUACGUGAGAAUGUGAUUAGGUGCCAGCUAAAAAUAAUCGACGUAUUUUUCAUUAUUUAUUGUUUCAUAUGAUUCGAUUAUCUAAAUGUGUAUUAACUAAAGUUUUAAAUUGACUGAAACACCUCUCAAAGACAAAUUAGUUUUGUAACAAUCGCUUUAUUGAGCAGAACUUAAACAAACCGUGUAUUCGUAUAAUAUACACGAACUUAUAAUGAUUUUAAUGAAUUUAAAUUGGUAAAAAUUUUAAUUCUAUUUAUUAUAAAAAAAAAACUUCAAUUGUGACUUCUGCAAAGAUUGCAAAAGGACUUGUUUUACUUGGCUCAACAUUUACGAAAAUUGUGCUGACAAUGAAAAAAUUACGAGUAUUGCUUUUUUUCAUUGUCUAUGAAAAAAAGCAAUACGUCAUUUUCAGUAUGACGUCACGUCUUGCGCUUCGCAGACGUUUAAUAUUAUUAUGACUAUUUAACCCAGGUAAAAAUAAUUUACAUAUAUCCUAAUGAUACUUCUUUUUAUUACGCGUCAGCAUUGGUUGGCAAUACUCAAGUGCGUUAGUUUUUGUUUCUUUCCGCAGUUUUACAAACUAUAGUAAGCGUAUUACGCCGACCACACACGAUCAAGUUACCCUUGUAAAGAAUCAUGAUAUAAUCAUGAUUCUUUACAAGCAAUUCUUGAGUUUAUUGCUGGCUCUGCAGUUUUAAGAGUGCUUGUAAACUAGGCUUACUUUUAAUGAACGAAUGUUAAUAUUGAUUUUUUAUUCUGUCAAUUCUGCAGCGCGCUCAGUCCUGGAUUAGCGUGCUAUUUAAGCAAUUGCUCAGGGCAUCGCGUCUAGAGGGGCAUCAGAGAAAACAAAACGCACAGUUUAAGAAUUUUUUUUUUAUUAACUACUCGGACGGUUUAACUCGGAGUUUUUCUCUCUACCACGCGAUGAACCCGGCACGUGCACGGUGUAUCCAUGGAAUGCUAAGAUAUUCGUCUCUUUAAGGAUGGGGGCCUAUAGGGGAAGACAGCUUAGGGCAUCAUAUUUCCUUAAUCCGGCACUGCGCGCUUAGAGAUGUGAAAGUGAGUAGAUCGGAUUUUUUUUUUAAUUUUCACGCCUCUGCAGACUUGACGUUAAACUUGUUCGUGUGUGGCUGGCUUAAUCAAAUGUAUCCGUGAAUCGACGUUCCAUAGUUGUGGGCUUAACAAUAAAAUAAAUGCAUCGAUAAGUAUCUAUCCAUCCCCAUUCUACCACAGAAAAGCGAGACAGUGUGUAAAUUGGCAAUCUUUUGUUGUCGAUGUCUAGUCGACUCGCACAAAACGUAACGUAACGUUUCUAAUAAGAACAGCGAAGAUGUGGAAUGCCCUUCCGGCUUCUGUGUUUCCUAACAUUUAUGAUUUGUGCACCUUCAAGACGAGUGAAUAGACAUUUUCUAGGCAAGCGCGCUCCAACAUUGCUUUCCACCAGGCAUGAUUGUAGCGCAAGUCUAUUAAGAAUAAAAAAAAAGAAAUAAAGCAGUAUAGAUAAAAACUUAAGAUUCAUGUCACGCAUUCCUUGCCCCAUCAAUCGCUAUGCCUGUAGUCUUGCGUGUUUAUAAAUCAUGUAUGUGAAAUUGCACGUUAUAUGUUAUAGGGAAUAUGCAUACGACCAUGAGCGUAGCCAGGAUUGUAUCUAGGGGAGGGCAGUAUACUUAAAUUUGAGUAGCUCACAUUACUAAUUGAUACUGUCCGACCAAACUAUAGUUUUUCCGGCCGAAACCGUCACCGAAUUUCAGCUUCAGCCUCGGUUUCGGCUUCGGCCGGUUUUCAGCCGAAACGAUUCUUUCUUAAGUAACCAACCGCUCUGCUAGGGGGGGGGGGAGGCAGUUGUCGCUCCCUCUGCAUGUACCUCGCUACGCCCAUGAAUACGGCCAGAUAUUUUAAGAGUUUGCAGAAGAUAAUGGUGAAUAGUGAAAUAACAGAAUUGUACUUCUGUCAGAAAUCGAUUAAAAAUGUAAAAGAUAUACGCAUGCAUAUUACCUAUUGAUUGUAAGUAUAUCAAAUACUUUGUAGGCAUACUAUUGAUGUAAUCGUAUUUAUAAGUCGUCAAAGUUAAAUGUUGGAUUACUAUUAUUAUUCGAUGUAUAAUAACAAUAUAAUGUAAAAAAAUUAAAAAAAUACCUAAUACCUUAUGAAGUAGGUUUUAGGUACCGCAAAAAACCUACUAAUAUAAAAAAAAAAACUUUUUCAGAUCCGACAAGCCCGCCAUGUAUAAGUGACUUUUUUAUUAUAAGGAUAUGGAUUUUUUUUUGUUAUAAUUUUUAAUGAUUUUAAUGUAGAUCGUAAACCUGACUGAACUCGUUUUAGCUUAAUGUGAUAUUUAAUAUUUAUGAACCGUAUACUGUUUACCUAAAUGUAGUUAGUGUUUAUGUUUUAAUUCCUCAUAGUACCUACAAUUUAGUCCGCUUGGUUAUGUAAAAGUUUUAGGUUUUACUUGUAAAAUACUUUUUAAUAUUAAACUUUGACCUAAAAAUCUCUUUGCUUAGGUUUCGUUACGUCGUGUUCAACUUGCCUAUUUUUAUUAUUUCAAAAAAUAGGUCCUCUUGAUUACUUAGCAAAUUGUUAUAGUUUUUUUUUAAUUGUACAUAUUAUGUACUUUCAAUAGUAAUUUUGUAACCUACCUUGUGUACCUUUUGUAUGUUUUUAAAAUGUAUUUUAUUAAUUUUCAUUUUUAUAUUUUGCACUUGCUUAACGCGAGCUGAUUUAAGGUGCGUAAAAUAUAAAUAAAAAGCUAAAUUUUCCAUUUUAUAAAUGAAGAAAUAAUCCCGCUUACAAACGCAAGAUUUUGUGUGUCUGACAAUGUUAAGAACAACCAUUAAAAUGAAACCAAUCACUUUUGUUGGGCAUACACCAAUAAAAAUGCAACUAAAAUGAAAAAAAUAUCUCUUGAUUCUGAAUCCACUCUCGAUAACUUUAAUGUAAAAUUGAUGUAUUUUUUUUAUCUUAAUAAAAAAUAACCUCUACUAUUUAUAAUCAAAACUUUUUUUUUAUAAAAAAAAAAUAAUGCAAAAUCGCAUUAAAUUGUCUUAGUCAAUUCUAAAAGCAUGCAAGCAUGCAAGAAAAGGCAAGUUUGGUGUUGACGCAAUAUUAACUAAAAAUUUUAAUUUUCAACAUCAAUGGGAAUAUUAAUUAAUUAAAUCAGUAUUAGACAUCAUAGUUUAUUUUUCUGAUUCCAAUAGUAAGUAUAAAAAACUCAAAAUGUCAGUUCAAAUUCAUUUCAAAUCCAAUCAAAUUCUUGCGUUUUCACAGUACACAAUGAAGUGCGUGCCACAAACUAUUCAGAGCGCCUAGUGAAUUUCUAAGGAAUUUUAACAGCGCCAUCUAGUGGCACUACUGCACAACUGUUUCAAUGCCUUACAAAUUUGUGUUUACGUUUACGCGAUCGUCACAGUAUGAAAACAUUGAAAACUCCCUCAAACACUAUGACCAGCAGGCUAAUUCACUAUCUUUUACGUAUGCUAGUUGACUUGUGCUUACUAGUGGAUAUCAUACAGUAGGUAGAUGCCAUUUGUCAAUUGAUUUCUUGUUUAUUUUAAUAGGUUGAUAAUAAAGACCAAAAUGGUGAAUAGGCCAGCUGGUGGCCAAAACUGAAACUAACGCCAACGUAACGAAAAAAAGCGCUACAAUAAAGAUACCACCCUCACCGGGCCAGAUACGUUUGUGGCACUAUACUUUGCUUUGACAAACUAGCACAUGUGACAUAUUUCAUUAUCUGUAUUAAUUAAAUAAUAUAUUGCAUAUAAAAGGUUCGCUCGCGAAUUUUCUCUCACCUUUUUAUAAGACUCUGUGCGUUUUACCUUUUAACUGAACAAUAUAAAUGUAUAUUAUAAAGACUGCUUUUUUAAACUUUGGAGCAAUUUGCUAGUUUCAAGACACUUUGUUUUGCAUUUAUUAAUAUUUUAGUACUAUAGAUCCGAGACUAUAUCAGUGUUAGCUAUAGUAUCUGUAUAAAUGAAUAUCUUUAUGUAUUUUGUUAUUGUAACAGGAAUUUUGCUAUCAAACUGUAGGUUUUAUCCCAAUUAAACAUUAUAAAUUAAACUUAUAAAGUAAAACGAACCUAUUGUAUUGAUUCGUCAGUCCCUCGCAGAUAAUAUAAUAACCAAUUAUUCAUUGUUUAUAAAUAACUAAUGACUCCUGCUUUUUAUUUAACGAUCAUAUAAUGUAUGUGAAAAAAAUAAAAUAUAUCUACUCAAAAUGUUUGAUAACCGAGUUUGACUCGCACUUAGCCGGUGAAAGCUAUUUGCAUUUCAAUAUAUAAAAUAUGUAAUUGUUAGUGUAAUUUCCUAAAUAAUAGAUAAGCGUAUAUUUGAGCAUGCAUACAGGUAUAUCCAUUUAAGUGUUUUCAAUGUACCUAAACUAUAUGAUAUUAUAUUAACAAACAAUGAUUUCAUGCUAUUUACAUAUGCAUGUAUGAGUAUUUUAUUGUCAUAAUUCUUAUAAAUGUAGGUAUCUGCGUUUUAUGUAUGAAUGUAAUACAAUGUCAUAUAAAUGUCUAUGAAUAUGAACUCUAGAAAUAUAAUCAAUUUAAAUGG